This is a messenger RNA of Triticum aestivum (bread wheat), 3668 nucleotides long. RefSeq lists its product as uncharacterized. NCBI's taxonomy places the organism in Eukaryota, Viridiplantae, Streptophyta, Magnoliopsida, Poales, Poaceae. The transcript has 9 exons. The record is from RefSeq and is a predicted model, not a curated record. Bases 31 to 1152 code for a protein of 373 amino acids.
UACUCCACUAGCCAGUCCGGCCUUGAUUGGAUGGAAAACUCGAGCAACCACAGGGGCUCGCGGGGCUCCGGGCUUCCUUGCGAUCUGGCCAGGUGCAUUGGCGACCGCCUCGACGUGCUAGGGCGCAUAUGCUUCCGCGCCGUGUGCCGGUCAUGGAGGGCAGCGCUCCCCGCCGGCCGCGUGACGUCCAUUCCGUCCCCUUUAGUCGUCAUCCCUGCUACAAUACCGUGCCGCUCCUUGCCCCUGCGAUCCAUCGUCGACUCAUGCAGCGGCACCACCACCACCUCCAACCCCUUAACACUCCACGCCGUCGGCUCGGGGCUGCGCUGCGUUGGCUCCAGCGGCGGGUGGGUCGCCGUCGCCGACUCCGAUUCGGUUGUACGGCUGGUAAACGGCCUGACGCUACAGGUGGCGGCAUGCUUGCCGCCGCUCCCGCGCAACACGGAGGUCCGGCGCCUGCAAGGCCUCGGCUUGGUCGACCCCUACUUCGCGUCCCAAGCUCCAGACGACUUCGACGACAUGCUCCUCGGCCGUGAGCACACCAUCCACAAGGUGGCGUUCUCGGUCAGGCCGCCGCGCGCGCGCGGGAGCAGCUACGCCCACAGCGCCGCGGCCCUCCACCGCGCACCUCGGCAGAGGCAGGGGCUGGCCUUGACAUUCACCAGGGCCGGGUGGGACCGGUGGGAAUGGCAGGAACCAGGCUUCUUCCCUGCCGGCGAGGACGAGCACUUCGACAUCGCCUGCUGCCAACGAUCCGGCGUGUACUACGUGCUGACGCCCGACUGGGUGUGGGUCCUGGACAUGAGCGCGCCCGUCCCCACGCUGGAGCCCUUAGUGAGAAUGAGCUGCGGCAUGUCCCUCUGCAAGGUCACCUUCGGGGAACGUAGGCACGUCGUCAUCUUGUCCGACGACGACGACGGCGGCGGGGCGCUCUCGCAGAUGUAUAUGGUGAUAAUCCAGGAAAUGCAGCAGCGGCGCGUCAUUGUGCAAAGGUAUACGGCCGGGGAGCCGUGGACCGUGGUCUCCGACCUGGGCGGCCGCGCCCUGCUCAUCGCCAAUCGCGCGCAGUCGGUGUCGGUACUCGGUGCUGCCUACGGCGUCGUCCCCGCCGUGGUUGAAGCGCGACUGCGUCUACUGGAUGACCAGCGAUGAGUACGGGUACGAUAGCUGGGAACCCGAACAGGGGAUGGUUCCCGUGUGGCGUUUCCACGUGCGAACAAAUACCACGGACAGAUUCGUACGGUCAAAUCAAGAACAAGCUGGAGCUGACUACCGGGUGCUGGAUUGGCACAACUCCCUUUGGCUUAUGCCUUCGUUGACAUGAUGGAUUAUUUUACAUUUAUUACGAUCUUUUUGUACUCCCUCUGUUUCCGAAAUAAUUGUCGCCGGAGAUAACCAGUUCAUUUUUCAUCACGUUGUAAUAUUUCUCUGCUUUCCUCUUUUGCCCCUCGCACUCGCUCUCUCCCCGACAGGCCACCGGCUACCACUCGCCUCCUCCCCACCCCAGAUUCGUCGACCUCACCCCGCCUACCGCCAGCUCCGACAACCCCCACCUUGGCGCUCAUCCACGAGCUGGAGCAGCUGGAUGAGGACGACCCAUCGAGACCGCCUCUUCCUCCGGCGACCACGCCACCCAGCGCCACCAGGACGCCGCCGCACCACCACCGAGCUUCCAGCUCUCCCCGUCCCAAUCGCCUCUUCCUCCGGCGACCACGCCACCCAGCGCCACCAGGACGCCGCCGCACCACCACCGAGCUUCCAGCUCUCCCCGUCCUAAUCCCCUCCUCCGGCCGGCCGCUCCUCCCUCUCGUCGGUCAAAGGUGACAUUUUUAGCAGCCGGGGUGCUCGAUUCGUGGCGGCGGUGCUCGAUUCGUGGGCGGCGGUGCUCGAUCCGUGGGCGGCGUUGCUCAAUCCGUGCUGGAGCAGCGGGAGGAGGAGGCCAGGGUGGAGAUCGUGGUGCGGGAGGGGGAGCUCGGCGAGACGGUGGCGGCGGCGGUGGGGCAGCUCCGGUCGUCCACGCUCCUCGUCAGCCUCCACGACAAGAGCUUCCUCUACAGACCGCCGAGCCCGUACGCCGGUGUGAGCUGCCUGGGCUGCCGGGCGCUCGCCGUCCGGCAGUAGACCACGGCGCGACACGGGGGCGGUGGAGGCCGAGCUCACCCAGCUCGAGACCAUACGGUGGCAGUAGGAGACUGAGCACCAUGUGGUGUGGGCGCCGGUUCAAAAUCACUAGCGAGUCCUACUUCAACUGCAAUGCAAUGGGAAAAGAAGCAAGGAGUACAAGGAACACACACUAUGUCAACAGAGAUACACAAUUUGCAAUUGGACAAAUGGUGUACUCCAGUAAUUUCUUCUGAUGACAAUUGUGAGGGAUCUCCUCAAAGGAAAGGAAGAUGGCUGUACUCACACCAGUACACCAGUGCUCUACACUACUGCUUGCUGCAUCACAGCUCUCACACACAAUGCCAGAAGAUACAAAGUUAAAAAAAGGUGGACAGAUGGACCUGUUCAAUUUAGGUCUCGGUUGGUACUGCAGCAGCCUUGCCGGUCCAAGCAAUCAAGAUCAUCAGCAAGUCAAUAACGGAGACGGUCGAGCACUAUCAUCACACUGAACCUGCAACACCAGUGAGAUGACUGAAGAUUGGGUUGUGGUUGGAGUGACAGGAGAAGCAAAUCACUUGACCAGUUGAAUCCUUGGGUGUACAAGACGGCCGAGCUGUGGCAGGUGAAGGAGCCGCUGCCGCUGCUCGCGCCGAAGAAGCGCAACUGCUCCAUGGUGUUCACCCUCAAGGAGAUGGAGGAGGCCACCAGCAUGUUCAGCGACAAGAACCUCAUCGGCAAGGGUGGCUUCGGCCGGGUUUACAGGGGCGUGCUCAAAGAUGGGCAGAUUCUCUUGAUUGGAGUGGAGAGGAGCAGAGACGAGAGGAGCAACAGAAGUGGACAGCGCAGCGGCUGACCUUGAGCUCUUGAUUGGAGUGGGGGGAGGCGGCCGACGAAGGAUCCGUGGCCAGCAGCGAAGGAUCCGAAGUUGUGGCGGAGCAGGCAGCCGGCAGGAGGGGCGGCCGGCGAGGGAGCUGCGGAUCUUGGCGCGGAAGGGCGGCCGAUGAGGGAGCUGCUGACCACGGCGGGGAAGGGCGGCCGGCCGGCGAGGGAGCUGCGGACCGCGGCGGGAAGGACACCGAAGAUGCGGGCGACGGAGGAGCCCGGCGAAAGGGAGCAGCGACGGCGGAGAAGCCUGGCAAAGUGGAGGAGCAACGACGGAGGAAGACGCUCAAAUCGGGGGUAGUAUUGUACUUUCACACUAUUUCACCUGGUCAGAAUGAUGCCCCCAAUGACAAUUAUUUCGGAACGGAGGGAGUAAUUCGUAGUUGCAUGAGAAUUUCAUUGUUCUUGAUCGGCGUCGAGACUUUUGAUCUCAGGUUGAGCCUCAACACUCUUGUAACUAGGAUGGCAGUUUUGCCCAUUGAUAUGGGUACCGUGGGAAUCCUACCCGAAAACAGCAGGCAUGGGCAAGAGUUAGCAGUAUUUUAUAGAUGAAAAAUAUAUUUAUAUCAAUAUGUAAUAGGUAUUCUUACCCGCAAAAUAUAUGGGUAGGACAUGGGUAUGAAUUUACGUUCAUGGAUAACCCAAUGAAUACCCAGAAAAAGUUAAUAAAUGAAAAUAACCCA